This is a messenger RNA of Astrephomene gubernaculifera, 373 nucleotides long. Lineage: Eukaryota; Viridiplantae; Chlorophyta; Chlorophyceae; Chlamydomonadales; Astrephomenaceae. The record is from the annotation of a GenBank genome assembly.
UGCUGAGAAGGCCAGACGGUUGCGAUCCACAUCACCUUCCUUUCGACUGCGGCCUUCUUCCAGGACGGCGCAAAGAGAGAAAGCGGAGGCAGAGGAGGAGGAGGAGGAGGAAGAUGGAGAGGAGGAGGUGUGCUCGAAGUUUCGUCCGGGAGUCGGUGAUGGGGACGGCGGAGACAUCGUGGCUGCCUUGUCGUCGCCACGCCAAUCUCCCAAGUCACUGCCUGCUCCGAAGUCGCCGGAUAGGCGCCACCUCAGCAGGCCUAGCUCGACCACCAGCGGCGGUGCCUCCGCCGGCUCCCGACGCCGGCCCCACCGUGCGAUGCCACUGACAGAGCCGUUGCGCGGAACAGCAUCGCGCUGCCGUACAUUCCAC